Messenger RNA from Haliotis rubra (blacklip abalone), 885 nucleotides. Its product is annotated as NAD(P)(+)--arginine ADP-ribosyltransferase 2-like. The record is from RefSeq and is a predicted model, not a curated record. Gene Ontology annotation, molecular function: NAD+-protein-arginine ADP-ribosyltransferase activity; NAD+ poly-ADP-ribosyltransferase activity. The transcript has 2 exons. NCBI's taxonomy places the organism in Eukaryota, Metazoa, Mollusca, Gastropoda, Lepetellida, Haliotidae. Bases 1 to 885 code for a protein of 294 amino acids.
AUGUACUGCUCUAACAAGACCCAGAAACGUCCAGCUCCCACCAACCAGCCAAGUGAACCGCCAAAGAAAGGAGCAUCCUAUGAGCUGGCCGCUAGAAAGAACAGUAUAUAUGCUUCAAUUACUAAAGACGAGUUUGAGAAGCUGGACACGACCUUGAUGGACGUGGUCAGUACGACUCACAUCUUUCAAGAGGCACACAAUGAUACUCUGACAUUUUCGGGUCGGGAUGCAGCCAUUAAUGCGGGGAAUUCCUUCGGCUUGACGGAUGAAGAAACCCUGGCAGUAAUGAUCUAUACUACAAAUUAUGUAUACACAGAAUUCAACAGAAUACUGAGAGAGGGUGACAUCGCCAAAUACGACCAGUCAUUCCAGGUCUUUCAUUACCUCCUUAUUAACGCCAUUGAGAAGAUACGUCUGAAGCAAACUCUUCCGGAAUACCUGUAUAGGGGUGACGAGAAGAUAUAUUCCAUCGAAUACGUAACCGAUAUGCGUUUCCCUGGAUACACAUCGACCUCAUCUGAUGAAUCUGUAGCCAAAGAAUUCCGCGGAAGCACGGGCACUCUCAUUCACUUGGAGGGAGUUAAGUUAGGCGCUGAUAUUGCCAGCCUUUCGGUAGUUCCUUCGGAGGCAGAAGUCUUGAUCCCCCCCUAUGAACGUUUCAAAGUCACCAACGUUGACAGGGACGACAAAGGCCCACUCUUCUACCUGGAGAGUAUUGGGGAGAUGUGCGGAGGUCGUCGACGACGAUCCACGGGAGGGCCGUGCCGAUGCUGUAGACAGCCGUUAGACGUAAUCCGUGAAGCCACGAGUGGAUGCGUCCGGCAACAGAUGAAGUGGAACGUUGUCUACUUCUGUUUAGUGGUGUAUGUCGUUGUUAGAUAUUGA